Molecule: messenger RNA, 1002 nt
Organism: Sardina pilchardus (European sardine)
Lineage: Eukaryota; Metazoa; Chordata; Actinopteri; Clupeiformes; Clupeidae
Product: trace amine-associated receptor 13c-like
Exons: 1
Coding region: 1-1002 (333 amino acids)
Biological process (GO): G protein-coupled receptor signaling pathway
Cellular component (GO): membrane
Molecular function (GO): trace-amine receptor activity
Source: RefSeq, a predicted model, not a curated record
AUGACUCUUCAUGAUGUCAACUACACAGGUGAUUGCCUGCAGUCCAUUAACUCAACCUGUUCAAAAAUAUACUCUUCUAUGGCAGCUCAUGUUUCGAUGUAUGUGUUUGCUGCAGCUGUGGUGAUAUUUACUGUGUGUGGGAACCUUCUGGUUAUAACUGCUGUCUCUCAUUUCAAACAACUCCAUACACCAACAAAUAUCCUUCUUGUCUCACUGGCCAUUUCUGACUGUCUUGUAGGUUUAUUUGCAAUGCCAGUCCAUUCUAUGCUUAUGCUUGAAUCAUGUUCACUGUUUGCGUCAACGUUUUGUGCCUUAUAUAAUAUGAUCAAUUUCCAUUUAACAUUUGUCUCUAUAUACAAUAUUUCUUUCAUUGCUGUGGACCGUUACAUUGCCUUAAGCAAUCCUUUUCUCUACCUCAAAAAGGUAUCGUUGUCUCUAGCAUUCAUUAUUACAAGAUACAUUUGGAUUGUGUCACUGUUUUACAACUGUGCACUUCUUUAUUUCAAUGGAAACUUCAGGAACAAAUGCCCAGAUAAAUGCUUUGUUUCUGUGGAUGAAGUGUGGACUACUGUUGAUUUUAUUGUUGUUUUUAUUUUACCAUGUGCCACUAUCAUAACUCUGUACGUAAAUGUAUUUUUCAUUGCAAGAAGGCAUGCAGUAUUAAUCAGAGCUGUGCUCAAGGACAGAAAACGACUGGAUGUCCACAACAAUGGUGACUCAAUGAGAUUGGAGAGGAAAGCUGCCAAAGUACUUGGAAUUCUUGUUUCAGUGUUUUUGAUAUGUUUAAUACCGUAUUAUAUUUGUAUGUUACUAUACGAUGUGUUAGCUCAAUCAUAUGAAAUUGUUGUCAAUGCCAUGUUGACACUGUUUUUCUUCAACUCUACUCUCAACCCCAUAAUCUAUGCACUGUUCUAUCCUUGGUUUCAAAAAAGUAUGAAGUUAAUUCUGACAUUCAGAAUAUGCAGAACAGAUUCCUCACUGAUGAAUGUGCUCUCAGAGUAA